AUGAUUGUAUCAUCUUUGGAUAAUGCUUCAGUGAUGAGUGGUAUACUAAUAUUAAUCCACAUUGUUCUAAAGGUCACUGAGAAGGAGAGCAAGCCCCAUAUUCAAGUUGAUAUUGGUGGUGGCCAGAUGAAGACAUUUGCUCCAGAGGAGAUCUCUGCCAUGGUGCUGACCAAGAUGAAGGAGACUGCUGAAGCUUACUUGGGCAAGAAGGUGACACAUGCUGUGGUCACUGUCCCUGCCUACUUCAAUGAUGCCCAGCGUCAGGCCACUAAGGAUGCUGGAACCAUCGCAGGUCUGAAUGUCAUGAGAAUCAUCAAUGAGCCAACUGCUGCUGCCAUUGCUUAUGGCCUGGAUAAGAAGGACGGCGAGAAGAACAUUCUGGUGUUCGAUCUGGGUGGUGGCACCUUUGACGUCUCCAUCCUGACCAUUGACAACGGUGUGUUUGAAGUGGUGGCCACCAACGGUGACACUCAUCUGGGAGGUGAGGACUUUGACCAGCGCGUCAUGGAGCACUUCAUCAAGCUGUACAAGAAGAAGACUGGCAAAGAUGUGCGCAAAGACAACCGCGCUGUGCAGAAGCUGCGUCGUGAGGUUGAGAAGGCAAAGAGGGCUCUGUCUGCCCAGCACCAGGCCCGUAUCGAGAUCGAAUCCUUCUUUGAGGGAGAAGACUUCUCUGAGACCCUGACCCGUGCCAAGUUUGAAGAGCUGAACAUGGACCUGUUCCGUUCCACCAUGAAGCCUGUGCAGAAGGUGCUGGAAGACGCCGACCUGAAGAAGUCUGACAUUGACGAGAUUGUCCUGGUUGGAGGCUCCACCCGUAUCCCCAAAAUCCAGCAGCUGGUGAAGGAGUUCUUCAAUGGCAAAGAGCCUUCCAGAGGCAUCAACCCUGAUGAGGCUGUGGCAUACGGAGCUGCUGUGCAGGCUGGAGUGCUUUCUGGAGAGGAGGAUACUGAUUGUUGUUGUUAUUUGGAUCUGAGCCCCCUGGCUCUUGGUAUUGAGACUGUUGGAGGAGUAAUGACCAAACUGAUCCCCAGGAACACUGUGGUGCCCACCAAGAAAUCCCAGAUCUUCUCUACGGCUUCUGAUAACCAGCCUACUGUCACCAUUAAAGUCUAUGAAGGUGAGCGUCCUUUGACGAAAGACAACCACCUGCUGGGCACCUUCGACCUGACUGGCAUCCCCCCUGCCCCUCGUGGUGUACCACAGAUUGAAGUCACUUUUGAGAUUGAUGUCAACGGUAUUCUGCGUGUCACUGCUGAGGACAAGGGCACCGGCAACAAGAACAAGAUCACAAUCACAAAUGACCAGAACCGCCUAACACCUGAGGAUACUGAGCGCAUGGUGAAUGAUGCUGAGCGUUUCGCUGAUGAAGACAAGAAGCUGAAAGAGAGGAUCGAUGCCCACAACGAGUUGGAGAGUUACGCCUACUCCCUGACGACCCAGGUGUUGGACUUGGACUUUCCGGCCAAGACGGAGCUGGUGGAGGUGGUCCAACCCAUCAUCAGCAAGCUUUACGGUAGUGCAGGUGGACCUCCACCUGAGGGCGCUGAGAGUGAUGUUUGAAGUAUUAUGACUUUU
Messenger RNA from Amphiprion ocellaris (clown anemonefish), 1578 nucleotides. Its product is annotated as endoplasmic reticulum chaperone BiP-like. The record is from RefSeq and is a predicted model, not a curated record. Bases 1 to 1563 code for a protein of 520 amino acids. Gene Ontology annotation, cellular component: nucleus; cytoplasm; membrane. Gene Ontology annotation, biological process: cellular response to unfolded protein; endoplasmic reticulum unfolded protein response; protein refolding. NCBI's taxonomy places the organism in Eukaryota, Metazoa, Chordata, Actinopteri, Pomacentridae. The transcript has 6 exons. Gene Ontology annotation, molecular function: misfolded protein binding; ATP binding; heat shock protein binding.